Molecule: messenger RNA, 1809 nt
Organism: Saccharomyces eubayanus
Lineage: Eukaryota; Fungi; Ascomycota; Saccharomycetes; Saccharomycetales; Saccharomycetaceae
Gene: YKU70
Product: ATP-dependent DNA helicase YKU70
Exons: 1
Coding region: 1-1809 (602 amino acids)
Biological process (GO): cellular response to X-ray; double-strand break repair via nonhomologous end joining; telomere maintenance
Cellular component (GO): Ku70:Ku80 complex; nucleus
Molecular function (GO): damaged DNA binding; telomeric repeat DNA binding; DNA helicase activity
Source: RefSeq, a predicted model, not a curated record
AUGCAAUCACCAAGUCACGCCUUUAGUAGCAUCGGAAAUUUUAACGACACAACGGAUGAUGCUAGUUACAGAAAAUUCGACAUCCACGAAGGCAUCAUAUUUUGCAUUGAACUGUCGGAAUCAAUGUUCAAAGAGUCACCGGAGCUGAACUAUAAAUCGCCACUAUUGGAAAUUCUAGAGUCAUUAAAUGAACUGAUGUCACAAUUGGUCAUUACAAGACCCGGGACGUCUAUAGGAUGCUAUUUUUAUUACUGUAGUAGAGAUGACGCUAAAGAAGGUAUUUAUGAACUGUUUCCACUAAGGGAUAUUAAUGCUAAGUUCAUGAAGAUAUUAAAUGACCUUUUAGAGGACCUUUCAUCGGGACGAUUAACCCUAUUUGAAUACUUUAACUUUCAACUUUCGAAGAAGCAAAUGCAAAUGCCGCUAGGUAAAUUAUUUACUUUUAUGCUGGACACCUUUUUGCAGAGUAUUCCCGGACAAAAGCAACUGAGUAGCAAGAAGAUAUUUCUAUUCACUGACAACGACAAACCGCAAGAAUCACAAGAUGCUGACGAACGAGCAAGAUUAAGAAGGCUUACAAUUGAUUUAUUCGACAAUAUGGUAAAUUUUGUAACAUUUUUUAUUGGUUAUGGGGACAAUUCAUUUGACAACGAGUUUUACUCGGAUAUUUUACAGCUAGGUGCACAUAAAAAUAAGGGCAUGGACUUAGAUUCUGAAUUUGAUGGGCCAAACACAAAGCCAUUAGACGCCAAAUAUAUCAAAUCCAAAAUCUUGAGGAAAAAGGAAGUGAAAAGAAUAGCGUUUCAAUGUCCUUUGAUUUUUGAUGAGGACGCAAAUUUCAUUACUGGAGUUAAGGGUUAUACCAUGCAUAGUCAUGAGAAAGCUGGAGUUAGGUACAAACUUGUAUACGAGCACGAGGACAUCAGACAAGAAGCGUAUUCAAAAAGAAAGUUUUUAAAUCCUAUGACGGGUGCAGAUGUUACUGGCAACACUGUCAAAGUUUAUCCUUACGGCGAUCUGGAUAUAAAAUUAUCAGAAAAACAAAACCAGGUCAUUAUGGAAGCUUACACACAAAAAGAUGCGUUUUUGAGGAUUAUCGGGUUCCGCUCGCCAGACAGGUCGAUACAUUAUUUUAAUAAUAUAGAGAAAAGUACAUUUAUCGUACCCGAUGAGGCAAAAUACGAAGGGUCCAUAAGGACGUUGACUUCUUUAUUCAAGACUUUAAGGAAAAAGGAUAAAAUUGCCUUACUAUGGGGAAAACUCAAAUCCAAUUCACAUCCUUCACUGUUUGUACUAUCCCCCUCAAGUGUUGAGGAAUAUAAUGAAGGAUUUUAUCUCUAUAGAAUUCCAUUUUUAGAUGAGAUCAGAAAAUUCCCGAGUUUGCUAUCCUAUGAUUCUGGUGAAAAGCAUAAACUGGAUUAUGACAACAUGAAGAGGAUAACCCAAAGUAUAAUGGGAUACUUUAACCUCAGAGAUGGAUAUAACCCAUCUGACUUCAAAAACCCAUCAUUGCAAAGACAUUUCAAAGUUUUACAUGAUUAUUUGUUACAAAUUGAGAUCAAUACUGAGGAAAACGAGACAUCUGAAGCCAAAAUAAAUAGAGUGAUACACGAAGAUGAUUCCUUGCGGAAAUUAUACCAUAUAAGAAAUAAGAUACUGGAAUCGGAAAAAUCUGAAGACCCGGCCAUUCAAAGGCUAAACAAAUAUGUUAAAGUUUGGAACACGUUCUACAGUAAGUUCAACGAUGAUGACGUUUCUGUUAAAGAUGAAAAGAAACUAUUUGACAAAAAGCCUAAAUUCAACAUAUGA